Molecule: messenger RNA, 1645 nt
Organism: Lycium ferocissimum
Lineage: Eukaryota; Viridiplantae; Streptophyta; Magnoliopsida; Solanales; Solanaceae
Product: trihelix transcription factor GT-3b-like
Exons: 3
Coding region: 398-1273 (291 amino acids)
Source: RefSeq, a predicted model, not a curated record
ACAGAGAAAUGAGUUUCCGCGUAGAGAGAUGAGACGGACACUGUUUGUUUGAAGGAUGAAUUAACAAAAAGAAAAUGAACGAAAAAAAGAAGAAGAUUUGAUUCACAUCUUUUUCCUUUAAUUUUCUUUUUUCUUUUCUUCUUGAAAUCUUGAUGGAGAACUCAAAACACACAACGUUCGCUUUUGACACAUAAGCCCAUAGAUAUUCAAUUCUUUUUCUUUGACAAAUUCACACCUUAUUUUCACACCAUCCAUCCCUUCCCCUACAUAUAAAACCUUUCUUCUUCUCUCUCCCCAAAUCUUUUUCCUCUCCAAAGCCAUCUCUCAACUUCAACUUCAACUUCAACCAAACACAUAGCCCUUUUUUAAUAAUAAAUCUUGCUAGGGUUAUUAUUAUAUGGAUCCUCCUCUUCAUCACCAUCAUCAUCAACAUCAUCAGCAGCAACAACAACAUCAGUUUAGUACUCAUCAAAGUGUGAAUAUAGAUACAACUAGUGGUGGAGGGAUUAAUAUCGGUGCUAGUACUGGCGGGGAUAGGUUCCCUCAAUGGAGUAUUCAAGAAACAAGGGAUUUCUUGAUGAUUCGAGCCGAGCUGGAUCAAACUUUCAUGGAAACAAAAAGGAACAAGCUUCUAUGGGAAGUCAUAGCCACAAAGAUGAAAGAAAAAGGUUACAAUCGCAGCCCUGAACAGUGUAAAUGCAAGUGGAAAAAUCUUGUUACGCGCUAUAAGGGAUGUGAAACGCUUGAGCCGGAAGCUCUACGACAACAAUUUCCAUUUUACAACGAGUUGCAAGCGAUUUUAGGAGCUAGGAUGCAGAGAAUGCUGUGGAUAGAGGCAGAAAGUGGUGCCAGUGGGUCGAAGAAGAAGGCUAUUUCUUCUGAUGAAGAGGAAGAAAAUGAGGAUAGUGAAGGAGAAAAAGUUAGCAAGAAGAAAAGAAAGGUUAAGGGAAAUGUUAACAUUGGUAGUUCUAGUGGUAGUGUGAAUUUAGUGAGUAGUUUUAAGGAGAUAAUGGAUGAUUUCAUGAAGCAACAAAUGGCAAUGGAAAUGCAAUGGUUAAAAGCUUAUGAAGCGAAGGAAGAAGAGAGGAGAGUAAAGGAGAUGGAAUGGAGGCAAACAAUGGAGGCUUUAGAAAAUGAGAGGCUAAUGAUGGAAAGAAGAUGGAGAGAAAGGGAAGAACAAAGGAGGAUGAGAGAAGAAGCUAGAGCUGAGAAGAGGGAUGCACUUAUUACAACUCUUUUGAACAAGCUCAGAAGAGAAGAUCACAACAUGUGACUUACAUGGUCAGACCUCUCUAUAACAACCAUCAUCUAUGUUAUAUCAUAUGUUUCUAUAGCAGCAUUUCGCUAUCGCAGCCAAAAGUAUCAGAACAAACAACAUCGUUAUACAGAGGUUUGACUGUAAUUUAGGGUAUAAAGGAAGUGGAGUAUUAGCUAGCUAGCUGAGUAGACUAACUGUUUUCUUUGAUUAAAUUUUGCUGAUGAUCAUGUUCUGGGGAUGUUAAGAAGAUGAAAAAAAGAAGCCCUUUGAUCAGAGGUUUGUCUUGCAACUCUCUUCUUGUAGUGAAAAUCGAACUAAGUGCUCCAUGCAUUUUAUGCAUCUUCUUUCCUUUUGCAAGUUUAUAAAAUGUCUCACUUUCUUGAUUUU